Molecule: messenger RNA, 447 nt
Organism: Saccharomycodes ludwigii
Lineage: Eukaryota; Fungi; Ascomycota; Saccharomycetes; Saccharomycodales; Saccharomycodaceae
Gene: ERG28
Product: Erg28p
Exons: 1
Coding region: 1-447 (148 amino acids)
Cellular component (GO): endoplasmic reticulum; membrane
Molecular function (GO): protein-macromolecule adaptor activity
Source: RefSeq, a predicted model, not a curated record
AUGUAUCAAGGUAUCAUCGAAAUAGUUAAAAGCAAACUGGCCACAACCAUAAACUAUCCAGGUUACUUGCCAAAGUGGCUAUUGUUCAUUUCAAUAGUGAGUGUUUUUAACAGUAUUCAAACUUAUAUCAGCGGCUUGGCUUUGACCCGUAGAGUUUAUGAAGGUAAACCAAGCCAAAUUACUCCAUUGGGUUGUAGAUUAUUUGGGACUUGGACCUUAGUUAGCUGCGUUAUUAGAUUAUAUGGCGCUUUGUAUAUUACUGAAAAUCAUGUUUUCCAAUUGACAUUUAUUUCUUAUAUUAUUGCACUUUUACAUUUUGGUAGUGAAUUGAUAAUUUACAGAAGUUGUAAGUUUGGUGGUGGCUUUUUAGGUCCUUUGAUUGUCUCUACUACCAGUUUAUUGUGGAUGUAUAAUACUAAGGAGUACUACACCGGUCUUCCAUGGUAA